Prorocentrum cordatum is the source of this 313-nucleotide messenger RNA. NCBI's taxonomy places the organism in Eukaryota, Dinophyceae, Prorocentrales, Prorocentraceae. The record is from the annotation of a GenBank genome assembly.
AGGCUGGCGCGUAGGGCGCCCGAGGACGAGGAGGGCGAGAGCGGCGCGCUGUGUGCGGCCACUGCGGCCACCAUCCCGGUCGGGCCGCCGGGGGCCCGGCGGCCCCACUCGCCGCCCGUGGUGCCGCCGCGCGGCGGCGCCGCCCCGUGGGGCCCGGGCUGGCGGCGGAGGACCCCCGACGACGGCCUCGCCCAGGGCGAGGCGCGCCGAGCCGGCGGCGGCGAGGCGCAGGGUCCGCCGCACAGGCCGUCCACACCAGGCGCGAGCAGGGACGGCAGCAGCCCAGCAGACUCACCGCGGCUGGUGGACAGGC